Molecule: messenger RNA, 3171 nt
Organism: Microplitis mediator
Lineage: Eukaryota; Metazoa; Arthropoda; Insecta; Hymenoptera; Braconidae
Gene: Scp1
Product: sarcoplasmic calcium-binding protein 1
Exons: 5
Coding region: 282-863 (193 amino acids)
Molecular function (GO): calcium ion binding
Source: RefSeq, a predicted model, not a curated record
CUAAACGGACACGGCCUUUGAAUCUAAAUCAGUCUAAACUUAGAUCACUCCUAAGUCUUCGUGAGUAGAGUUCACAUCAUCAUCUUCUAUUUUCUCCGACGAUUUCUUAUUUAUUUAUUUUUUCGGUCUUCUGAUUUUUUAUUUCUUCUGUUUCAUUGACUACCGAUGGCAAUUGUUGAUGAUUAAUUGCUGCGGUUUGUUGUUGUAAUUUUUUUUAAUUAAAAAAAAAGGGUGAAAAGAAAGAAGAAAAUUUUAGAAACAAGUUAUUACUUUUACGUAAAAUGGCAUACAGUUGGGACAACCGAGUGAGCUUCGUUGUUCGGGCUUUGUAUGAUAUCGACAACAAUGGAGUAUUAAAUCAACAUGAUUUCGAGUGCAUGGCAUUAAAAAUGACAUUAAUGGAGGGCAAAGGUGACUUUAAUUACAAUCGUUAUCAAGAAAAUCUUCACAUCAUGUUAUCACUUUGGGAAGAAAUCGCAGAACUUGCAGAUUUCAAUAAAGAUGGAGUCGUUACCGUAGAAGAAUUCAAAGAAGCUGUACAGAAAAGUUGUAUGGGUCGAACUUAUCGUGAUUUUCCUCAAGCUAUGAAAUUAUUUAUUGACAGUCACUUCAAAUUAGUUGACAUUAAUGAGGAUGGAUUGAUUGCUGCUGAAGAAUACCGAUACAAUUGCGCGUCACGUAUUCCUUUGGAUAGCAUCGAUGCUUUAAAUGAAGCCUAUCAAAGUCUUUUAACUGAUGAUGAUAGAAGACGAGGUGGAUUAACUCUCGCACGUUUUCAAGAAUUGUAUGCACAAUUCUUAGGGAAUCCCGAUGAAACUUGUCCUGCUGUUCAUCUUUUUGGGCCUUUACAAGAAUUAUGUUAAUCUACGACUAAAGACAUAAUAAAAAAAAAAAAUUGUACAUUAAUUAAAGUAAAGAAACUAGAUAUUUAUAUAAAUAUACUUACCCUUGAUAGGUAAAAUAUAAAAUAAUGACUAAGGACAAGAUUUUUGCCUUAUUUUUUAAAUGAAUAGUUCAAGUUUUUGACAUUACGGGUAAAAUAUCGGUCUAGGUAAAAAAGUUUUCGAACAAAAGUUGUAGGAAAUUUAAUUUUUUAGAGAAAAUGUUUCUUAUUAUUUUCUUGUACGAUCAAUAUUUUCACCGUAAUUCAAAAAUUAAGAUUUUUAUAAUUAACAAAAAUUUGAAUAGUUCAUUAUGAAUCUCAAUUUCGGAAUUACGGUGGAAAUAUCGGCCGUAUAAAAAAAUUUUUCAAAUAAAAGUUGUAAGAAAUUUAAUUUUCUAAAGAAAAUGUCUCUUAUUAUUUUCUUGUACGAUCAAUAUUUUCACCGUAAUUCAAAAAUAAAGAUUCAAAAUUUUGUUAAUUGUAAAAAUCUUAAUUUUGAAAUUACAGUAAAAAUAUUGAUCGUAUAAGAAAAUCAUCGGAGACAUUUUUUUUAGAAAAUUAAAUUUCCUACAACUUUUGUUCAAAAACUUUUUUCAUAAGACCAAUAUUUUCCCCGUAAUAUAAAAAAUUUCACACCACUAAUUAUUAAUUAUUUUUAAAUUAACGCAAAAAUCCUGGCCCUGAUAAUGACAUUAAAAUAACUGUAAUAAAUCUCAGGAUCAAUAAUAUUUAAUUAAUAAAAUUUUAUUUACUCAUUAAACACUCGGGUUUCACAUUAUACAAUAUUUACUUUCUUAUUUUAAAAGUUUAUUUAUUUGUUACAUAUCAAUUAUUACAAUUAUCAUUAAUAUUAUAAUUGUUAUGUUAUUUAUUAUUAAUUAUACUUAUUAUUAAUAUAAAUCAAUCAUUGACAUAACAUUUGCGCAAUUAAAUUCAUACAUAAAACGACACACAAUACACGCAUGCAAUUCUACUCAGUUCAAUUACUAAUUUUUUUUAAUUAACACUCAGUCAUAUGUGAGAAAAAAAAAACUUUUAUUGUUACUGAUAAUUAAUCAUGAGUGUAAAAGUAGCAGACAGACAAAUUUCAAAUUAUAAAUCAAUAGAGGAAAUAAUUUUUAAAAAAAUAUUUCGAAAAAAUGCACUUAUUAAUUUUCAAAUUUUUUAAAUGCGCAUUUUUUUCAAAUUUUAUUUUAUUAAUUAUUUACUAUAAUCAUUAAUAAUUUUAAAAUUGUCUGAUGUCUGCCACAUUUAUACUCUUAAUUAAUCAUAUGAAUUUUAGGGUUUCAUGACAACUGAUCCCCGACAAGUAAUCACACAAUAAUUGAUCCCACAGACAAAUUAAUAAAAUAAUUAAUUAUUAAUUAAUUACUAUGACAUGAGUAAUUAAAAUUCACUGUUGUAAAUAUGAAAAGUUAAAUUAUAUAAAUUAGUUGUUGAUAAAAAUUAAUUGUUGAUGGGAUGAGAUGUCGGAUCACUUGUCGUGGUGUAAAAUUAGUGGGAUCAGUUGACGGCACACCGAAUUUUAUUAAUUUUGUAAAUUAUAAAUAUUCAGUUAAUUAUAAAAAAAUGAUUUAAUUGCAAUUAUAAUACAUAAUUACUUUCAAUGAGAAUUUAAUUCUCCAGAAAGUAUAUUGUUAAUUUUUUAAUUAAUUACGUAUUAAUUGCUUACAAUAUUUUUAAUUUAAUUAAAAAAAAGUAAUUCAUCAAACGCGCUGUCCAUAAAUUCUCUUAAUUUUUUUUAUAUAUAUAUAUUUAUACAUAUAUAUAUACUCACAUGUAUACAAUAUUAUAUUUAAUCGGAUUGUUAUAUUGUAUUGUACAAAAAGAUUCUUGUCAACGUACGGUAAAUUUAUAUAAUUAAUUAAUUAAUUUUCAAAAUUUUAAAAUUAUAAAUUCAAAUGUUGAUUUUUUUCUGAUCACGAAUUCAAAUUUUUUAUAAAAUAUAAAAAAAUUUUAAUUACGUAAUUAUAGAAUAAUUAUAUACAUAAUUAAUUGAUCUAUUUUGAAUAGUUUAUAAUUUAUUUUAAAACCGAAUAAAUAAUUUAUUAAUAUGAAAAAAUAUCAACAUUUGAAUUUAUAAUAAACAUCAAUUUCCAAUUAAUUUAUAUUAAUAUGAAUACUUUUCAACAAAUUAUAUAAAGCUUUGACAAUAAAGCUUUACGAUAUUAUUUAUUAUAUAUAUUUAUUUAUCAUUCAAUACUUAUUUAUUAUAUAUAUGUACUUGCAUAAACUUUUAAUAACAAAAAAAAAAAAUAAUAAUAAUAAUCAUUUUUAUUAAGCCGUCA